This is a messenger RNA of Pistacia vera, 825 nucleotides long. RefSeq lists its product as uncharacterized. The coding region runs from base 98 to 760 and encodes 220 amino acids. Lineage: Eukaryota; Viridiplantae; Streptophyta; Magnoliopsida; Sapindales; Anacardiaceae. The record is from RefSeq and is a predicted model, not a curated record. The transcript is spliced from 2 exons.
GCCAGGAGCGUUUUUGUCACCCUCACAUUUCACAAUAUUCAUCACCUUCCUCUCCAUAAAUCUCCCAUCUCAACAUUCCUUUCACCGAGAAAUUAAAAUGGAUUCAGAACCAGAUUUUAAUUUUAAUGAUCCAUGUUCAACACCAAAACUAUCUUUGUUUUCAUUUCCGAUGAGUAAGGGCCAAGAGCCACCGGGGAUGUUGACUCCGCCGGUAAACAUCCCGGCGUCGAUUCCGUUUCAAUGGGAGGAAGCUCCGGGGAAGCCGAGAAACAGUUGCGUGACUCAAUCUAAGCCGAAGCCCUCCAGUGCGCGGUGCCUGGAACUUCCUCCACGGCUGUUAUGUGAAACGAAAAUGAUCAAUAUUCCAUCGCCAACCACCGUACUGGACGGGCCGGACGUGGGUCGGUCUCUGUCUUAUACGUUGUCGUUUCGGAGAGGAGGGUCAUUACGGAGGGAGAACAAGGAGGGGCUUCUGUUUUGGUCCAGUAGGUGGGGCAGUUUCAAGAAGAAUAAGGUGAAUGUUGGGGGGAGAAAUUCUGACACUUUAGAUUCUUCCUCCGCCUCCGGAGGUGGAGAUGGUGGCAGUGACGGAGGUGCGAAGGUGAAGAUUACAAGAGUGAGGAAGAGAUCAGUGAGCUUUUUGAGUCUUAAGUCUCACACAAGUUCAUCACAUAUGUGGACAAGCAUUUGUGAAAGCUUUAAACAGGCGGUCCCAUGGAGACGAAGACAAGACAAGUUGAGAAAGAUGGAGUCUAAUUAGAUGUGCUCACUUCACCACACAAAUUAAUUAAUUUCCAUCUUCUUUAAUAUUGUAUAGAUUUAAAU